Molecule: messenger RNA, 1813 nt
Organism: Gryllus bimaculatus (two-spotted cricket)
Lineage: Eukaryota; Metazoa; Arthropoda; Insecta; Orthoptera; Gryllidae
Source: the annotation of a GenBank genome assembly
AGUUGUUUUGAAUUUUGUAGUAGCCUCCCUUCUCACCAGAUGUCUAUUUUCUUACUCUUUCCAUUUUCAGAAAAGAGAAAAAAGUCGCAGAUUAUCAAUUUAAUAAAGUCAUCCUCAAAGAAUAAAAUAACAUCCAAACAAAAGUUUGAACGAAAAGAAAAAUUAAGGAUGCUGAACAUCAGUAACAACAAAGUGAAAACUGAAAAAUUGUCCCUAAUGGGAAAUCAACAUAAUGUGACACCACCCAAUUUUGUUUAUAGAAAUCCAAAGAUUCAUAAAAAGUUCCAAGCAACUAAUUUGCAUGGGAUAUCUCCUUUCCCUGUAGGACCAAUUUCAUCAAUCACAGUGCCCGAACUAAUGAUCCCUGCUUUCAAUGCCACAAUUUGUAGAAAUGCUAGUCAAGCUACAUCAACAGUUCAUUCAUCAUUCCCAAAUGGAGGGGACGAAAUAGAACAAAUUUCUAGUAAUGCAAAAGAUGGACUUUGCAUUGCUACUCCCAGAAAGAGAAAGAUAGAUGCUACCCUUACUUCUGGUCUAAAAGCCAUUAAUCAUGCUUCUACUGACAAGGUCAUUGAAGCUUCAAAAAUUACAAAUAUAAGUACUGAUCAGAGAUCUUCAACAUCAUUGGCCAGCAAGCCAAGUGUCAGCACCAUUGGUGAUGGAAGAAAUUUAACACCUGAAUUCAAGAAAGAGAGAAGUCAAAACUUGAAUGCAACUUCUGGUUCCCUUCGUGCCCUAAAGUAUCUCUCACAAGCAAUGCAACAAAUGACUCCAAGACAAGAGUCAGAAGCAUCUUUAAACUUUGGACAAAGAGGAGUUCAAGCUGUAUUUGAAAAUGAAAAAUCCUCUUCAAUUCCAAAAGCUCUAUAUAAUUUUGAUAAUAAGAGCAAACAAACAAACGUUUGGGACAUUUUCAAUUGAAUAAGUUAUUACUCUUUUCUAGACCCAAUGCCUGAUUCUUAUGAUUCACAGAACUAAGCAAUGCAUUUUCAUGAAAACUUUAAGCACUAGAGCACUGUAGUGUGUCAAUUGUAAUAUAUCAUGUCCAAACAUAGAUCUCCCUAAGGAUCUAAUAGUAAACAACAAAAUAUUGAAAACAUCAAUGAAGUUUGGGCAGUUCUUUGUAAUUCUAAAUACUAAUAGAACUGCCGUGUUUUUUUGAUUUUUAAUUAAGGUCAUUUUCCUGUGUUUAUGUUCCCAUUUUUUUCUUGAGAAAAUUGUAUGUUAUGAUAUAAUAAAUCAAGAUCUAAUUCUGAAGUAUUAUAUUUUAUAGUUUUGAUAUCAGUGAUAAGAAUAUAUAAGACUAUUAUCAUAAACUGAAUAGCAGUUUAUGCUCUUGUAAUUAUGAGUAAUUUUUAUCUUUUCAUAAAUUUAUGUAAAAUGAUACUAAAAAACAAAAAAAAAAUUGAAGUUAGUAGGAUAUUUAAAAUCAUCAGAAAAAGAAUCACAAAGUUGCUAUGUCAUUUAUGAUGCUUUUCCUGGGUGCAAAUAAUUUACAUUCAGAUUAGCCUUGUAUUAACAGAAUUGAAUUUUCAUAUUCUCAGUACAUUCAAAAGGAUAAAUGUUCAUAGAUACUGGCAUAAUAGGAAAUACAUUUUUUGAUUAAGCAACAAUUCUAAUUUACACCCAUAUUUUUUUCAAGAAGCCAAACUGUGAAAUCAGUCUUUAUUCAUAACAUGGAACUUUUGGAUUUUUCACUAACAUUCAAUUUAAUGGUUGCAAAUAAUAUAAUCUGAUAUCAUGAAAAUAUGGUAAAAUAUUUAUGUACAUUAUAUAAAAUAAAAGCCUGUAUUAAAACAAUAAAGAAUGUUGU